AUGAUAGAUAACUCAAAUAUAUUACAAUUGAUAACCAUAUGUCUACGGUUAAGUAAUAUUGUUGGGCUCAUGUCCUUGAUUAUUGCAAAGUACUACCUUCCUGACUUCCUUAGAUAUGGAAAGACAUUUACAUUUGCGAAGAAUGGUAAUGAGAAUAUAUGGGAUAAAAUCAAGAAUUUUAGUGUACCUAAGUCAUAUUUUGCCCAUUUUUAUAUUCUCUCAUCAGUGUUAGCAUUAGUAACACUGGCAUCAUACCCAACAGAUAUCCUAGUAUGGCAACUGUUUUUACAUUCUUCAAGAAGACUCUACGAAACGCUUUAUAUCAGCAAAUACACAGAGAAAUCCAAGAUGAACUGGUCCCAUUAUGCCGUUGGCUUAUGGUUCUAUAGCCAGCUCAAUAUACUAGUGUAUCUAAGAGUGCAACGAGAAAAUACUACAGCUAGAGUGUUGCCCAUAUUGGUAAUGGUUUUGGCUUCCUGGGAUCAAUACAAAAACCAUGUAGUCCUAUCAAAACUGAAAAAAUACAGUCUACCAAGGUCUCGACUCUUUGAAUUGGUUUGUUGCCCCCAUUACUUAGAUGAAAUGAUCAUUUAUGGCUCUCUUGUCUCUUAUGGACACGAAUUUGUAUGGCCAUUGAUCUGGGUAAUCGCCAGUCUAAGCAUUUCAGCUUUAGAAUCAAGGAAGUUCUAUCUUUCAAAAUUCAAAGAUACAGAAGUUCCUCGUUACGCAGCUAUUCCAUACAUCUUAUAG
Molecule: messenger RNA, 750 nt
Organism: Nakaseomyces glabratus
Lineage: Eukaryota; Fungi; Ascomycota; Saccharomycetes; Saccharomycetales; Saccharomycetaceae
Gene: DFG10
Product: putative polyprenol reductase
Biological process (GO): polyprenol catabolic process; dolichol-linked oligosaccharide biosynthetic process
Cellular component (GO): endoplasmic reticulum
Molecular function (GO): 3-oxo-5-alpha-steroid 4-dehydrogenase activity
Source: RefSeq, a predicted model, not a curated record